CGCGCGCGCGCGCAGCCAGAGAGAGCAGCCGCGCGCAGCCCAGGAUCGGCGCCUCCGGGGGCUCGAGGAGCUGAGCGACCAGCCUCCCGCCGCUGCUCUUCGUCAAGUGUGUGGCUGCAUCUGGUUGAUCUUGGCGGAACUUCAAAAGUUGGCAAGCUUAUUUUUGGAUAGUUUAGCCUGUACAAAGGUUGUCUGGGCCAUGGAAAAUUCCUCCAGUUCCUCUAGAAAUGAAGAUUGUGAUGAUCCUAAGUUACAAUGGAAUCGAGUGAUGACUGAAAAGGAAUGGCUAAAGUACUGGGAAACAGGCAAUAUUGGAUUUCAUAAAAAAGAAGAACAUCAACUCCUAAAGAAAUACCUGGAUAUUUUUGUCAACGGCAGGAAGGAACUGAGGAUAUUUUUUCCGCUUUGUGGGAAAGCUGUUGAAAUGAAAUGGUUAGCUGACAUGGGACACCAUGUGGUUGGUGUGGAAAUCAGUGAAAGUGCACUGAAGGACUUCUUCACAGAACAAAAUCUUUCAUUUUCAGAAGAAAUGGUUCCAGAAAUCCCUGGAGCUAAAUUAUUGAAGAGCACAUCUCUGAAUAUUUGUCUGUACUGUUGCAAUAUCUAUGAUUUGACCAGCACUGUGACUGGUCAUUUUGAUGGGAUUUGGGACAGAGGCUCUCUAGUAGCUGUUAAUCCUUCUGAGAGAGAACGCUAUGUCCAGUUGAUACUGUCACUAAUGAACAGAAUGUGUCGCUGUCUUCUCGUUACUUUGUUAUAUGAUGCAAGAAAACACAAAGGUCCACCAUUCUAUGUUUCUGAUUCAGAAGUGAAAAGUUUAUUUGGAAAAGACUGCGAUAUUCAGUGUCUUGAAAAAGUCCAUAGUUUAGAAGAGCGACAUAAGAAGUGGGGUUUAGAUUAUUUAUGGGAGGCUUUAUAUUUGAUUGUAUUGAAAGAGCCAAGAUGACCCCCUAGACUUUUAAACACUCUCAUAUAAUUAAUAAUUAAUUCUGCAACCCGUCUGGAGUCACCAUGUGUGAGUUGGGUGGCCAUAUAAAUUUGUUUAAUAAAUAUAAAUAAAUAAAUAAA
This is a messenger RNA of Candoia aspera, 1068 nucleotides long. It is a transcript of the gene TPMT, whose product is annotated as thiopurine S-methyltransferase. The record is from RefSeq and is a predicted model, not a curated record. Gene Ontology annotation, molecular function: thiopurine S-methyltransferase activity. The coding region runs from base 200 to 946 and encodes 248 amino acids. The transcript has 10 exons. NCBI's taxonomy places the organism in Eukaryota, Metazoa, Chordata, Lepidosauria, Squamata, Candoiidae.